UUUGAUUAUUCUGACUAUCCAAUGUAAUAUCAAAAUUCCAAAAAAAAUGUUACACUAUUAGUUUAAAAAUUCUAAAGUAGGUCAGAUGACGGUGCGGUUGGCCCACAGGGGGCGGAGUAUCCUCUCUGAACUGGCGAAGUGUGCCACGCCCACAGCCGCCCGGUUUCUGCAUCGACACCCCACCGAGAUGACCUUGCUCGAAAUGCUGGGCUCCACCAAUCUGCGCAGGAGUACGCCCGAGGACUACCGCAUCCUGCGCGAGAUCGUCAAGUCCUUUGAGCGCUAUUCCGGGGUGGGCAACGAUAUCCAGUUGACCCUGCCGGAGCGCUCCGCCAAUGAGCUAAUCAUGAGCGAGAAGAAGCGGGAGUACGAGAAGGGCAUCAUGGACCCUUCCAAGUUCGCGCCGGGUCACCACAUCUUCCAGGUGCUGCACACGGUCAAGCAGUCGCCGCUCUUCCAGAUCCUUCGGAAAAUGCCCAAGGGAGCCGCACUCAAGACGCACGACACCUCCAUGUGCAGUUCACGGGCGGUGAUCGAGAUGACCUACAGGGAGAACCUGUGGGUCUGCACCACCCACAAGGGCUGCCGGGUGGUGGAGUUCCGUUUCGCCAAGGAAAAGCCCAAGGACUUGCGGCACGAGGAUGGCGAGUGGCAGCCGAUGGAGAAGCUUCGCGAGCUGCGGGGAGAGGAAAAUCUGAGGAAGUACCUCCGGGUCCGCCUCAGCAUGUAUCCCUUGGCCAGCUUCACGACCAAUGCCCUCGCUUGGCGCCACAUGAUGGGCAUCUUUAACCUGCUGGACGGCCUGCUACAGUACGCCCCCCUAUGGGGUGACUACUACUACAAUGCCCUCAAGGAGUUCUAUGCCGACGGAGUGCAGUAUCUGGAGGUGAGAUCCGUGGUCCCGGAACUCUACUGUCUGGAUGGCAGCCGGUUGCCCAAGCGCGAAACUGUGCAAAUCUACAUGGACUCUCUGAAGCGAUUCAAACAGGAGCACCCGGGAUUCAUCGAUUCCAAGCUGAUAUAUGCCCCCAUUCGACAUGUCCAGCCGGAAGUGGUGGGCCAAUAUGUCAAGGAGUGCACCGAACUGAAUAAAGAGUUUCCCAACUUCGUGAUUGGCUUCGACUUGGUGGGUCAGGAGGACAAGGGCCAUCCACUGAGCAAGUUCGCCGAGGAGCUCCUCAAGCUGCCCGAGCACAUCAACUUCUACUUCCACGCCGGCCAAACCAACUGGUACGGGUCGCACGUGGACCAGAAUCUGCUGGACGCCAUCGUCCUGGGCACCAAGAGGAUCAGUCACGGCUACACAAUCACCAAGCAUCCGAUCCUGAUGCGACUGGCCAAGUACCUAAACAUCGCCCUGGAGGUGUGCCCGGUGUCCAACCAGGUGCUCCAACUGGGCUCCGACUACCGCAGCCAUCCGGCGGCCACGCUGAUCGCCGAGAAUGUGCCCAUGGUAGUUUCCUCCGGCAAUCCGGGCUUCUGGCGAGCGGCUCCUCUGUCGCACGACUUCUACAUGGCCUUCCUGGGUAUCGCACCCAUGACCGCCGAUCUGAAGUUCCUAAAGAGGACCGCCAAGAACUCCAUACGAUAUAGCUCCCUGAAGGACGAGGGCAAGGCAGAGGCCAUGGAGAAGUGGAAGAAGGAGUGGGACAAGUGGGUUGCAAAAAUUGUGGCAGAGAAGGAACAGGCUUUGGAGGAUAGGAAGUAGUUUCAUAAAGUAUAUGUAUUAAAACAAUAACAAAAUUCCUUUUUAAAGAUGGUAGUUUUAAGA
Molecule: messenger RNA, 1771 nt
Organism: Drosophila suzukii
Lineage: Eukaryota; Metazoa; Arthropoda; Insecta; Diptera; Drosophilidae
Gene: Adgf-E
Product: Adenosine deaminase-related growth factor E
Biological process (GO): adenosine catabolic process; inosine biosynthetic process
Molecular function (GO): adenosine deaminase activity
Source: RefSeq, a predicted model, not a curated record